CUCUUUCCAGACGACAUUCCUGAUUUCUACGAUGAUUACAUGAGUGAUGACAAUAACGCUUAUCUCAAUGGCGAGGUGCGGCGGCUGCUGAACGAACACGUGGAGAACCAGCAGUUUGUGUCGUCGCUGGAGUCUCAGUUCUACCAGAUCACGUACCCGGAGCAGCUGCAGAAGCAUGGCAAGCCCCAGGGCAUCUCCACUCGCGACGCCAGCAAGAUAACCGAGGAGGUAUGGAAUGAUGAUAGCGGUGGCAAGAGUAACCACGUCCACCGCACCUCCUACAGGAUAAAGGCCUUCAGUCACGUCUUCACCGUCGAUCUCCAGCUGAACACGCAGCUGCUCUCGCCCAGCCUCGUCGCUCACCACCGCACGAUGGACCGGACCAGCAACAUCGACCAUAACCUGGAGCACUGCUACUACCACGGCACGGUCAAGGACUACUCUGGCGCCAUCGCUGCCUUCAGGACCUGCAACGGCCUGGCGGGCAUCAUCCAGCUGGGCAACGAGACUCUCCUCGUCUCCCCGAUGGCUGGCGGCGAGAAGCUGCCCAAGCACCCGCACUUCGUCAUUGAGUCCAAGAACACCCACAUCAAGCAGAAGUGCGGCUACACGAGUGGGUAUGAGUGGGACAUGUUCGAGAGAAGCUUCAAUCGCAUGAAUCGUGGCCGCAAGAGGAAGCAAACGAGGCAGCGCUACAUCCGCGACGUGCGAACCACCAUCAAGUACAUCGAGACGGCGCUCUUCCUGGACAACAAAUUCAUGGAAGACCGCAACUAUUCACGGGUUCGAGCCAUCAACGACGCGCUUCAGAUCGCUAACAUUGCGGACUUGUACUUCAAGACCAUCAACACCAGAAUCACCAUCACCUACCUGGAGACGUGGUCGGGGAGGAACUUGAUUGAGCUAGGGGGGAACCAGCCCAUCUCCAAGGCCAUUAUUAACUUCUUUGGCUACGUGGGUGACAGCCUCAAUGAGUUUCAAAAGGAUACAUCACAUCUCAUCACUGGGGAGGAGUUCCAGGGUGGUGAGUCUGGCAUGAGUGUGCCCAACAGUGUGUGUACGUCUAAGGCUGCUGGAAUCUCAGUGGACCUCAACAUGUACGAACCUCACCUGGUGGCCUCCACUAUGACCCACAUGAUUGGCCACAACAUUUACAUGAUCCACGAUGAAGGACAACCAAACUGUUACUGUCAAGACUGGCAUGGAUGUCUCAUGUCCAAGAAUGUGGUUGGUCAAGACAAUGUACAGCCAUCAAAGUUUUCCAAGUGUUCUGUCGAUGACUACCACCAGUCUCUGCAGCAGGUUGAGGAGGCCAGUUGCCUUCUACGGACAUUCUCCAAGUUCAAAACAACUCGCCCCGGGCCGGGAGGAAAGUUAUCACUACACAAGGGAAGGCUUCCACAGCACUUCCAGUGUGGAAAUGGAAGAGUAGAUGAUGGAGAGCAGUGUGACUGUGGCACCAGAGAGCAAUGUGACCGUAUUGACCCUUGUUGUGACCCAGUGACCUGUCGUCUCAAACUCGAAGCUGACUGUGCCACUGGGCCAUGCUGUGAUAACUGUAGGUUGCGCCCCAAGGGCUACUUAUGUCGUAAAGCCCAAACUGAAUGUGAUAUCCCAGAAUUCUGCAAUGGUCUCCAUGGUUCAUGUCCCAUGGAUAUCUACAAAAAAACUGGGAACAAGUGUGGUAAUGGAAAGGGGUAUUGCUUCAAGGGUGUUUGUCCAACACUCAAUCAUCAGUGUGAAGUCAUAUGGGGUUAUGGUGGUCAAGCCUCUGAUGAUACUUGCUAUAAGCAGUUCAAUGUAGAUGGGGUUAUCUAUGGCAACUGUGGUCGGCAUCAUAAUGGUACCUACAUAAAAUGUGAAUUGGGAAACAUCAUGUGUGGUACUUUACAAUGUCAACAAGGGAUGGAGCAUCCUGUAUCACCAAACUCAGAUCAAAGUUAUUCCCGAACUAUAGUUGCCACGGGUGGACACGAGUAUGAGUGCAAAACUGUUCGCUAUGAGGUGUCUGAUGAAAGAAAAGGAAGAGGAGACUGGACCUUAGUCCGGGAUGGCACAGCUUGUGGGGAAAAGCUAAUUUGUGUCAACCAAACCUGUGAAUCACUCUACCCUUUCAUUGAACCUGGACACUGUGAAACUAACAAUAAUGCCCUUGAAUGCUCAGGACAUGGGGUGUGCUCCAAUGUCAACUCCUGCUACUGCACCCCGGGUUGGACUGGGGUAGACUGCUCAAUUUUCGACAACAGUUCUCUCUACACCACACCAUAUCCAGAUGGUACCCAGCGGCCACACCCCCAAACCCCCACAGAGAAGAGUCCUGAUUCUAAUUCCAGCACCAACGCAUGGGAUACAAAACAAGGACGCAACACACAAUAUGUUGGGCAGCAGGGGAGUGACACGGUGUACCUCGUGGUGGGGUUGGUGUCAGGAAUGGGCGGGGUGUUCUUUGCGUUUGCGUUCAUGGCUUUGUGCUACAGGUCAGUGGUAGUCCACAAAAAUUACUCCCUGUGUCUAAGACGCAAGACAACAAUGCCCAAGUAUGAUGCACCUUACCUUAAGAGACCCAUAGUCAAGAAACCCCCCCAGCAACAUCUUCAGCCCAUGAUGGGUAAUACUGAAGAAACCCCAAUUGAUUUGGGUAGUCGUAUUAAAUUCGGGGAGAUGCCCAGCUAUAGCCCUGGGCGUCCUCCUCUGAGUCCGACACUAUCUCGCAGCAGGUCGCUUGACUCGUGCCGUGAGCACAAGCUUCAGACGAUGAGGCGGCCCGGGGCCCCAGGUGGUGGCUCUCAGUCUGAAGAAGAAGCGCUGCAGUCAGGGGAGGAUGAGGCGGUGUCGUUCAUUGAGCUACCAUCUAACAACUUGAGCAAGAUACCUGAGAAAGGGAUCCUGAAGAAGUCAUAUGGCCUCCUCACGCCAGCAGAGAAGGAGAAGUGGGGUGAGGAGUCCCAGAGCGACAACAACGAUGUCCUUAGCCAGAGUGAUAACAACGUUGAUGCUGAGUGCCAAGUCUCUGAGGUUGAACGAACACUCAAAAGUCUGAAUGGUUACCAUGAAGAUAUCAUCGAUGCUCUUAAACGAGCUGCAUCUCAUCGAUCUGGAGCAACAUCCUUGUCCUCAGAUGAGUUACAUACAGCUCAUCGUGACUCAUACCCACGAUUUUCACCUGGAGCUGCUGCUGUUGGUGGUGCAGCAGAAUUCACCAGACUCAAAGCAUCUCAUGAAAAGCUAGCUGACUCGGGAGGAGAAGACGAUCAAGCCCCACCAUGUGGACCCAUCAGGAUCCGUAACUUAGAAGACUUAAUACGGCAGCUCGAGCAUCAUCCUUCACGCCACAUGUCGCCAUCAGGGUCUGAGGAGAUCAGGAUGAGUGAGACUGAAGCUGAUCGCCAUUACCGUCUUGACUCCUCCUCCUGCACAGAGUCACAAGGGUAUGUGAGGCCGUGGCGCCGAGGGCAGGAGUUUGGGCACGGGGACUUCGGUGGUCCUCUUGCAGGGCCUUCAGGCUCCCCAGGGACUCCCGGAGACAAAUUGGCAGAGCUGUUGCAACUGGCAUCCCCAGAAGACCACGAGAGGAUCCUGCGUGCCGCAGCCAUGCUGUCCCCAGAGAGUCCCACAAGAGGUAGAGCAGACAAUGGCGGGAUGGGUUUCGUAUAUGGUCGCUACAGACAACCUCCGAGCAGUGGGAGUGGGACAGGGUCUGCCAGUGGGCGUGGUUCCGAUAGAUUAGGAAGUGGUGGGCAUGAGUUCUCAGAUGGAGCAGACAGUCAUGCCUUCACUGAGGAAGAUGACCUGGAAAGGCCAGAUGCUGGGGAGACAGCAGAUUCAGAGAGUGAUGAGUACUCGGCGAGACCACCCAGUGCCCUCCUGCGCUCUGCAAGUGAAGAAGCACUGCCAGUCACACGCUACGAGGCUGCGAGGUUUGAGGCAGCUUCACCCAGGGAGCCACGCCUGUACUCACCACCCUCUGAUGCUGCCUCGUAUCAUGAGGAUCAAGACUUCCCCCCCCCAGAACAGCAAAAUCAAGAACCUCAAGAAGCUGCAGACCCAAACCAUCCCCUCUGCUCUCAGAGGAGGUAUCCUGAGUACAAGCACUGACAAUGGCCCUAUUAGGAUACUUUAUAAAGGGUCAUUCUUCAACUAAUUCAUUGUCACUAGAAAAUAAUGGAAACAUUGUGGGUAGUUCAUUCAUAUUCCAUGAAAUUCAAUAAAACUAUCCAUGGUAAAGACUAUUUUAUGAGUAAUAUGGGGGUAAAUGAUAAGCAAAGACAUUUCCAAGUAAAGGGAAGGUUACUUACAUUUCCUGGUUGUGUAAUAACUUACGUAUUGCCAAUACACAGUUAUUAAAAUGGACAAAACCUUUGUGGAAACAUUUGCAACAAGUGGUUGCUCUGCAUCAGUGAGGUAAGUACUGACAUUUUAGUGAACUAAAAAUGCAGUACUGAAGCAAGGCUCCCAAAAGUGUUGUGCCCCAAGUCAAGACUGCUCUAAACUCCGAAACGUGUUCAUGAACUAGUUGCUAUCAAGCCUCUCAGUGCCCUGACUCAUGCCUCAAUGGGACAUAUGCCACUGUCAACAAUCAUAAUUUUACACUGUACAGAAAUCAUUUUUAGAAUAAACGUCAUCUGAGGAAAAGAUUUAACAGGGCCAUGGUCAUGAAUGUUGUAACUGUGUGUCUCAAAAGGGUUCUGGUGAGACUGAAAAUAGGAUUUUAGUUUGCUAGUGCAGACUUAGCCGUCCAGCGCACGAGUGAUACUCAAUUCCUUCACCAUCAAGAUGUCAGUUCCGUUGCUCAAACUGAGUGAAGAAUGUCAGCUGUGUAAUAACUUGAAAUAUCAGUUUGAACAUGACCUAUGCUUCUGUUAAUAAGUGUACUAUAUAUAUACAUGUAGUUGACAAGUGACACAAAAAAACUGUCAGUCUAUUUUCAUUUUCUUUAUUUUCCACUCACUGUAUCAAAUUUUUGGCUAAUGAAUAGUUAAAGAUUUACCAGUUCCUUGUCUGUCAGUAUCUUGUCAACAAGCUCCCAGAAUUAUCAUGGAAACAAAAUGUUUUACAUACAGUUGUGUAUUUAAACACACUGCCCAUUUAAAUCUUUUUCACAUAAUAGGUGGCCAUGACUGCUCACCCAGUACCUUGUAAAUAUUUUAUAGACAGGGUGUUAAUGUUUGCCUUUUGCUGCACUGCAAAAGUUCAUGGCCAGCAUUUAGGGUUUAGGCUGACCUGCCAGCUGUUAUGAAUAAUAUCAGCAGUUUGCUAAUCAACCCCUCUACAGUAGGAGCCAGUUGGCUGUCAUGGUUCUCCAGAUCAGGAUCCUACCCAAAAAGUCCUACAAUAUAAUUAUGAGAGUCCCAUCCCCUUAUACUCAUAAUGCAGACAUAUUUUCAAAUUACCACUGCAAUUUCCUUUCUUUUGAGAGACCAGGUGUUUUAACAGUAUCAUUAACCCAUUGUAAGUACUGUAAUUUGCAUAAAACACAAUAGGAUGAUUUUUUAACAUUAGAAACUACUAGUGCUUAAAAUUUCUUACUUAAAUGAUAUGAGAAUAAUUAAAAAUCUAAUAAGCUGUCCCUAUACUCUCAAAAAAAUAUUACUGAAAAAUGUUUAGUAGAAGGUGAAAAGUGCAAUGAGUGGAUAGACAGGUUGUAUACUGUAAUAAGACUGUAUCAAUAGCUAGAUAUUCUGUUACUGUAGACGUUUAAUAAGAUCAGCCUUCUGCCCUGAUUGUAAUCAAAACAGACAGAGAACUUUUACAGAUUUGUCUGUUAUGUACAAGUCAGGAACAACUUUCCAGCAGCUGGUACUCCAAGUGAUGCUCAAAUAUGUAACAUACAUUUGUUGCAAAAUGGAAAGUCAUUUAAUCAGUCAUUGCCUUCUGAGAAGGUAAAAUGAAGGCUGAAUUGAAAAAUGUGUAUGAGUUAUCAACUUCCAAAAAGAAGUGCCUUCCAAGAAGGCAAAAACCAAAAUGUUGCUGAAGAGCUUAAAGUCACCAACCAUCAAGGCAAAGUGUUCCCCUGUUCAUAGCCGUGAGCUGACCCAAACAAAACCUUUGUUUAGAGUUCAGUUGUGUAAAGAUCUGUUGUCCUACUGCCAGUUUAUCUUUAGUCAUUAAUGUCAAGUAAAAUAUUUUAAAAGGAAAUACUGUAAUAUGUGUUUGAACCAAGGCAAUGCUAUGGAAUUGUGUCUUGUAUCAAAGUACUUUUAUUGAUGAUGCUGAAAUCAAUAAAGUAAAAAUAAUGCAUUAUUAUAAAUGUAGAUGUCAAAAGUUGCACAAUUUAAAAUUAUUUCACACCCUUCUAAAUACCUAACAGAGCUUUUCCAGAAAAUUCAUUACAUGCUAUGUCUCACUAAUGAUGUGACUGGGAUAAGAACUGUAUGCAUUAAUUUUCUAUUAGCUGAUCAUAGCGUAAUGACUUUAAUGUUACCAGUUUAUCAAAAUAACUUUACAUUCAUCCAUAACUCAGUUUAGAAGGCCAAUACUGAUCUUUAUUCCAGUCAGAGUAAUUAGUAAGGUAUCAAAACAGUGCCAAGACCUCUUUUGCAUGAUUUUAUGGAGUAAGCCUCAGUUAAAGCAUAUAUAUAUAUAUAUAUAUAUAUAUAUAUAUAUAUAUAUAUAUAUAUAUAUAUAUAUAUAUAUAUAUAUAUAUAUAUUACAACUAUUCAAUAACAAUGAAAAUUGAAGUUCAUAAACUAAUUGUAUUUUUUCUAUAGGACAAAAGUAUUAUGGCCAAGGAGUGUGAAAUUAAACAUUAGUGUUUAAAAUAACUUGUCAGGCUUCAUGAAGGCUUUCAGACUUCAUCAAUAACAUCCUAUCAUAAUCAUUAUUAUUGUUAUUAUUAUUAUUGUUAUUAUUAUUAUUAUUAUUAUUAUUAUUAUUAUUAUUAUUAUUAUUAUUAUUAUUAUUAUUAUUAUUAUUAUUAUUAUUAUUAUUAUUAUUAUUAUUUCAAGUAAUGUCAGUGCAUACAUCAUGGAAAUAUAAGACGAUUGUCUCAGAGCUGGAUAAUGGCAAGAGUUGGCAAGCGUAUGUAAUGUCACCUUUCUUCAAUUAAUUAAUGAAGUAAGGAAAGAUAGCCAAAAUUUUCACACAUAGCGGAAGUACUAGCCUUUCCUUCCACUAAUGUAUCUGAAGCUUCUGUGGUAUAUAAACCUGGGAAAUUUUGAGCAACACCAGUGCCAUACUGACUGUGCUGGGAAACAUUUGCAGGAAUCAAAAAUAUGCUGAAUGGGAAAUAGAGGAUGUCCAAAGUUGAAAGUUGUGACAGGAGAAUACAGGAUUGGGUGUUAAAGUGUGAGAAUCUUAAAAGGAUAAGAAAAAGAAGAGAAAGGAAAAGAAAACUUGCUUAGCAUGUUUGAGAUGGAAAGCUGAUAUAAAAAGCCUGAAAAAAAGUAUGAUAAUCAUAUUAGGAGCGUAAGCUAGCGUGUUUGGUGGGAAGUCACUAGCAGUAGUGAUGUAUGCCAAUUUGAAAUACAGUAAACGUCCAUUAAUAGAUACAGCAGCAGACCCAUGUCUGUUCAGAUUGGCAAUUUUCAGGCAACCCUGAGUCAUUGUAACAUGCACACACAUUCUGAGUACUGAUUUGACUGGAAUGCAAACUUUUAAAAUCAUUCUGUCUUAAAAAAUUAUGAUUUGGACCAGUGGAAUCUGAAUGAAUGGACUUUUAUUAAAUGUACUGACAAGCUAUGAAUUGAAGGCACAACAUUGCCAUGCAUUGCAACUAAUUAUAUGCCCUUUAUAUCUUACAUAUUUUUAUUAAGUGCGAAAAUGAGUAUUUACUCCAUCUCUUGAGAGCAACAUUACUCCUUAAACUGAUUUUUUUUCCUCCUUACUGGCCAGUUACCAUAUUUGCCAAAAAUAGUUAUGAUGAUGUUUUUCACUCCCAUGCAGUAUCAUCUUAUGUAGUGUACUGUUUUAUAUAAAUGUCAUUCUUAGUAAUACAAAAGGGUUGGUUCUUAUUGUUUAUCAUACACAAGAGGUCUUGACAGGUUUUCUGUUUGCAACCAAUGUGUACAGAAAGGUUAUAUCCAGUCUAUGACAAUUAACAGCAUAAUGAACCGAAAACAUAUUCCAUACUUUUUAAGUAGUUUAUCAUUGCCAUAAGAAAUGAACAAAUGUAAAGUAUAAAAAGAAAAGCCUAUCAUAUUUAUACAUUUCAGAAGCCAAAAGCUUUGUAUCUUCUUAGGUUCUGUAUUCAGCAUAGUGUGGGCUACAUCAUUAAACAUUUGGAAACUUUUUGAUAUGUGAAUACACAUCUGAAAGAAUCACUAACUCUCAGAUAUAUUAUGUAAUAUUGUUCAAGAAACUAAGUUCAGAAAAGUUAAGACAUAUAUGCAUACUUGCACAGUUUCAGCUCAUGAUUAGUUCAAGACUUCAGCUCACACAUUUUCUAGGAAUGUAAACUUUCCCAUUAUUCUCAGAUAUUUAAUUUUGUAGUUCUUACUGUCACAGCUCAAGCUGUAUAAGACUGUAAAUUAUUAGUAAUACCCAAUUGGUUUUAUGUGUGCUUUUUGUAUAAUGUGUUUUGUGCCACUUUACAUACUCAUAUAACAAUCAUUUACUCAUGUUAAAUCUAAUGUCUUUCAUGUUUUGUAAUAAAAGUAAUGCUUGAUGUGCUAUUUGUUCUUGUAUCCAAUGAUGUAAAUUAGGACUUACCUUAAAUACUAAUUUAUUGAAUAUACUAAAUUGAUGUCAAGAAACAACUGAAGCAUUACUGUUAAAAAAAUCUUCAUAAUUCCAACAAAGACUGUCAGCAAUUUAUACAGAUGAAGAGAAAGCUCAAAAAUGUAGUUAUGUUAAGGAAUAUUUCACAGAAGUAGGAAGUAUUUACAUAGUGGUAAUACUGUUGUUUUAUACUCUAAGCCCUAGAGUGAGGGUGUUAGUGUGUGUUGGAAAUGUAGAUUCUGAGGUUGGUAUAACGAUUGUUCCAGUAUUAGGUUUACACUUUUGUUACUUAUUGUAUCUCACUUACAUACUUCAUUCCAGUCACUCUAAGGAUGUGUUUCAUUUGUGUGUUCUAAGUGCAUGUGUAUCAUAGAUAAAUUAUUUAUCAAAUAUAGAUUAUUUCUAUGGGUGCAAAUUCAUGAAUAUUUUGUCAGCAAAUCAAACAAAAUACACACAAAAAAACUACAGUAAUGCUGACUUCCAUAAGUAUUAUGUUUGAAAAACUAAUUGUUAAAAAAGCCACAAAAGUUUAUUCAUUAAUGAUAAGUGUAACUACACUCAGACAUGUCAAAUCUUCUUGAGUAGUGAUCAUCUUUUGUACUAAAAGUAAUGCAUUGAGUGUUUCAGACACAAGCUCUGAAGUAAAUAUUCUGAUGAAGUAUCUGUGUAUCUGUGUGAACUGACUUUUUUCUUGAUAAUUACUUAGAAAAGUCUAUAAAUUUUGUGUUAUGUAAAAAAUGAGAUAAAUAAUAAAAUAGAGAAAAUUAUCUUGCAAAACUUGUCUGCUACAAUAUACAUGAAAAGAGAAUUGCAAGGAAAACACAUGACCUCUUUGAAAAAAAGAACAAGAUUACUUGUCAUGCAAUUCUUGUAGAUUACAACAAAAAAUGUGUGGCUGCUGCAUUUUAUGUAAAUGUUUCACAAUUAUGGUUGAGAUUUGAGCUUUUUUUCUAUAUAGCAGUGCAAUCCUUAGCUCAUUUCAAAAGGACUUUGUAGGAUAUGCUUGAUUUAUAGUUUUUAUUUUGCAAUCAGAGCAUAUGGACUCCCCCUGCCCUGUGUACAUGUCCAUUUAUAUCAAGAAGUAGCACUUGACCUCAAGUGGGGUGCCGGCCCGGGGCAUACCAUAUGAGUUCAAAUCUUCCUCUUCUGUGGUUGGACUGUGUGACUGUGAACUUGAGCAUAAUUCUGUAUGUAGAAGCAUUGUGCCCUGUAGCACUAAAAGUGGGAGUUGGGCUUGGCCUUGUAACGAAGAUACAUUUCACAGUUGUUAUUUAGCAUAGGCAGUAAUCACUACCAAGAGUAAUUAGUUCAUAUAUGGAGUUUUUGCCACAUAGGCAUUAUGUAUCAUGCAAGACCUUUCAUUUGAGAUUGUUUCCAUUAUAUUCUGAGGCAGACAAAUAUCAGUCUAGGAAUUUGGGUAAGGUAAAUUAUAUACUUAUUAAAUAUAUAAAAUCUAUAUUCACAUCAAAAUGAAAUACAAAAUAAAACUUAUAAAGUAAAUACAAAGUAGUAAGUUAAUGGAAUUUUCGUUUGACAUUAUUAGACAUGAUAUGCAUUCAACUUUCUUAGUUUUUUUAAUUAUGCAUAAUAUUAACCAAUGAGCAUAUAAUCAUUGUCAUAAAUACUUACUUGUUUUAAUUAACCAAUUUCUUAUUUGAAUAAACUCAAAGAAAACUCAGGUAAAUAUGUUUCUUGCUUUGUGUUGAUCAACUUGGAGCCCCAGCAGGCCUGUCCCUCCACCUUCCCCAGCUGUAACUAUUGUCUCUGUUACCCUUCAGUAGAUUUUCUUAGCAUAGCACUUAGUCACAGAUUCAAAUAAAAAUCAUGAAUUUUAAUUCUUAACAUUACUAUUAACCCAGGUCAACCACAAUUUUCUUGACAGCAUAACAACUCCUUGGUCAUUUGAGGACAUCCUGUAUUAUGAAAACAUCAGACAAUCAAAAUAUUUGUUACCCACGAGUCUCGCUAAAACUUCCUAGAUAUGAUCUGUAAGCAUUUUGUUAUCAAUGUGGCAGUCCUUGUUUCCACGGAAAUUAGUAUGUAUGCAGGUAUUUAGAGUUAGGUCCAAGCAUUCUUAAACCAAAGUCAUAUUCAUAUUGAAUGCACACUUUAUUUUGUCUACACAGAAGUUCAUUCAAAGUUUUCUUUGUGAUACAUCUCAUUUUUCCUACUUUUUAAUUUUCAUAAAUUUAUGAUUUCCUUUGUCAUCCACAGUGUAUCUGUCUGUUGAGAGUUGAUGAGAAUGUGGAUCAUCACAAAUUUGAAUUUGUUUACUGAAACCUGUUUGUACAGAAGUUAUAAUAAAUAAUUGUACAUAAA
Messenger RNA from Eriocheir sinensis (Chinese mitten crab), 10974 nucleotides. RefSeq names its product disintegrin and metalloproteinase domain-containing protein 11-like. Bases 40 to 4095 code for a protein of 1351 amino acids. Lineage: Eukaryota; Metazoa; Arthropoda; Malacostraca; Decapoda; Varunidae. Gene Ontology annotation, biological process: membrane protein ectodomain proteolysis. Gene Ontology annotation, molecular function: metalloendopeptidase activity. The transcript is spliced from 25 exons. The record is from RefSeq and is a predicted model, not a curated record.